AGAAGACCGAAGAGUCAAACUACAAAAUGAACUGGAACGAGGCUUCCAAUAGUGAUCCUUAAUUUGACUUAAAUUCAGAUUUAUUGGCACAGCAACAAUUGACAACGAUCGUCUCAAGGCACUUUUUAAUAGAUAUUUUGCCUGGCUAGUGGGUAUAGGGUAGGUAUUGGUCGCGAAGAUGUGAAUUGUUUCAUGGGCACAAUCUACAUUCUCAGCUCAACUGCUCAUCCCACAAAUGGUUUCCUUAUGUGGGGCAUUUAAGGGAAAUAAACUGGUUGUGUAAAUCAAUAUUCCACUUAUUUUGUAAUUGUCUGGAACAAAACAAAGUCCAGUAGGUGGUGAUAAUUUUACCUAUAAACCUAGAAGGAAAAACUCAAAUCAAGACAUUGAGUAUUUUUAAUGUUUGUAAUCUAAGAUUUUAUAGCAGUCUGAUUUAAACAACACAGAACUGUCUGUAGUUUCUUGUCGGACAUAUUUUCAUGAUGAACCACCUGACCCUUAUGUUGAAAAGCUAACCAGAUGUCACGUUCGUGUUUUCUCACUUGACGUUAUUGUAAACCUCUGAGGAGCAUAAACAUAGCGACAGUAUCUUUGGAUCCUUGCUCGUUAAUGAUUUUUUCUUAAAAGUUUCUGAGUGGUUAACGUAAGCAUGGCGGACCGGGAGGAGCGCCGCUUUGCAGAGGUUUCCCGGGAAUCCGUCAAGCUGAUGGCCGAGAGUGCAGGCGUGGAGCUCGGUGAUGAUGUCGCUGCUCUGCUCGCUGAAGAUGUUUGUUACCGACUGAGAGAAGCAGUUCAGAGCAGCUCUCAGUUCAUGCGGCAUGCUAAAAGGAGGAAGCUGACAGUGGAGGACUUCAACAAAGCUCUGCGUUGGAGCAAUGUGGAGGUCGUCGGUGGUUACGGGGCCCAGGAUGCUCUUCCCUUCCGCUCCGUGAAAGAAGGAGAGCUUUUCUUCGUGGAGGACCGGGACAUCAACCUGAUUGAGCUGGCUCUGGCCACCAAUAUCCCUAAAGGCUGCGCUGAGACCAUGGUCAGAGUAAACGUGGCAUACCUGGAUGGGAAAGGCAGCGUAUCACCUCAAGGAACAGUCCCCGUGGCGGUCCAGUCUCUGUCCGACGACCUGCUGAAGUACUACCAGCAGAUCACCCGGGCCAUCCUGGGAGAGGACCCCCAUCUCAUGAAGGUGGCUCUGCUGGACCUCCAGUCCAACUCCAAGAUCGCCGCCCUGCUGCCGUACUUCGUCUACGUCAUCAGUGGAGUGAAGUCCGUGAGCCACGACCUGGAGCAGCUCAACAGGCUUCUGCACAUGGUGAAGAGCCUGGUCCAGAACCCUUACCUGUACCUGGGCUCGUACGUGCGUAGCCUGGUCUCCAGCGUCAUGUACUGCAUCUUGGAGCCACUGGCCGCCUCCAUCAACCCGCUCAAUGACCACUGGACCCUCCGGGACUACGCUGCCCUGCUGCUCAGCCACAUCUUCUGGACACACGGGGAUCUGGUGAGCGGUCUCUACCACCAGAUCUUGCUCUCUCUCCAGAAGGUUCUGUCCGACCCAGUGAGACCACUCUGCUCCCACUAUGGAGCUGUAGUGGGUCUUCAUGCUCUGGGAUGGAAGGCUGUGGAGAGGGUCCUGUUCCCACAUCUGCCUGCCUACUGGGCCAACCUGCAGGCAGUGCUGGACGACUACUCCGUGUCCAAUGCUCAGGUCAAAGCAGACGGGCACAAAGUCUACGGCGCCAUUCUGGUGGCGGUGGAGCGUCUCCUGAAGAUGAAGGCUCUGUCUCUCUCUCAGCCAGCAGAGGGAGGUUCAGGGUCUCCCCCAGGAUCUGCAGUGGGUUCUGCUGGUUACAGGGUGAGCUCACCGGGCCUCAGCCCCCCUCCAGAACCCCUUUCAGAGGCUGCUCUGGGCAUCGCCAGCCACCUCCAGGCAGGGGGCGCCGGCUGUCCAUGGGAGGAGUGGUCCCCGGUGCCCCUCCCUGCCAUGUACUGUGAGCUCUACUCCUUCUUUGGGGACAGCCUGGCCGUCAGGUUUAGUACCGGACCAGGAUUCGGCAGUUACCCCCCCUGCACCCCGUCCCAGCUCCGGGACUCCAGGAAGGAGCCCGUGGGACCCAUGUCCAACUUAGACGCUAACCGGAAGAUGCCGCAGCUGACGGCCAACCUGAGCAUCAGUCCCCGACAGGACGGGAGUCCCCGGACCGACCCGCCCCCCCCCAGCUUGGCAGCCACCGGACCAGGAAGCAGGUCCGUGGCUCGCUCCUCUUCCUCCUCCGUGCAGCGCUCCAGAUCCUCCUCGUCCCGGUCCGGUCAGCGGUCAGCAGGUAUGUCUCGGGAUGUCUUCCCCAAGGCUCGCUUCACCUCCCCCCAGACCGGACCGCCGACCUUCUCCUUCCUCAUUGGGGGACGGCAGAUGGGUCGGCGGUGCCAAGGCCGCCGCCCCUUUCAGACCAACUUUGCUCCGACUCCGCCUCUUUCAACCAUCCCGCCCCGCAUCUACGCCCACAAACUGCCUGUCAUCGGCAGGGUGGGCAAACCAGUACGGCGCUGGACGUGUUCCCAUUACUCCCUCCACCUCCCUCUGUAGACCAGACGAACAUCAACGCCACUCUUUCGUUUCACUGUUGCUUUUUUAUUGAUUGUAGAAAACGGAGAUUAAAACUGUCUCUGACUUCCUGGAGAGAUGAUUUCAGUCUGGUAGUCUGAGAAUCUUCUAGAUGUCUCCUUUCUGCUCAUGAUGGUCUGAUCUUUUUUCAGCCUUCAAAUCUUGAUAUUAAAAUAUUAAAAGAAAAACCUGAAGCCAGUUUUCUGCUGCUGUUGAUCAUUUUUAUUUUUUUCCAUUGACUAAAACAAGAAAUAUACAGAUAAUAUACUUAUGUUCAUUUACAAUCUGGAAUAAACAUCCAAUAAAAAAAGAGAAGUAAAUAAAAAUAACUAGAAGAUU
Molecule: messenger RNA, 2935 nt
Organism: Melanotaenia boesemani (Boeseman's rainbowfish)
Lineage: Eukaryota; Metazoa; Chordata; Actinopteri; Atheriniformes; Melanotaeniidae
Gene: taf6l
Product: TAF6-like RNA polymerase II, p300/CBP-associated factor (PCAF)-associated factor
Exons: 12
Coding region: 650-2578 (642 amino acids)
Biological process (GO): RNA polymerase II preinitiation complex assembly; transcription initiation at RNA polymerase II promoter
Cellular component (GO): SLIK (SAGA-like) complex; SAGA complex; transcription factor TFIID complex
Molecular function (GO): RNA polymerase II general transcription initiation factor activity; transcription coactivator activity; protein heterodimerization activity
Source: RefSeq, a predicted model, not a curated record